This is a messenger RNA of Lineus longissimus, 840 nucleotides long. Its product is annotated as demethylmenaquinone methyltransferase-like. Gene Ontology annotation, molecular function: S-adenosylmethionine-dependent methyltransferase activity. The transcript has a single exon. Bases 1 to 840 code for a protein of 279 amino acids. Lineage: Eukaryota; Metazoa; Nemertea; Pilidiophora; Heteronemertea; Lineidae. The record is from RefSeq and is a predicted model, not a curated record.
AUGAGUUUAUACGCCAACUACAACGUUUUAUCGAAAGCAUACGAUGAGAACAGGUCAGCCGUUGCCUCUCAUCUUUACAUCGGAGGCUUCCUCGCCAGACUUGGGAUACCCCUGCAAGAUCUGCAUCUUCUAGAUGCCGGCUGCGGGACAGGAAACUACGCCAAAGCUAUGUUGGAUGCCGGUGUCGGGAAGAUGACUCUACUCGACGCCAAUGAGGGCAUGUUGGGCAAGGCCAAGGAGAAGCUUCAGCGCUAUAUCACAGAUGGUCGGAUUCUUGAGGUAAGACAGCAUGCCCUCCCGACCAUUCCGUUCCCUGAUGAAUCAUUUGACUGCAUGAUGAUAAAUCAGGUAAUCCACCACUUAGAUCAAACCAAAGAGCACCCCAACAUCAGGAAGGCCAUGGCGGAAGCAUUCCGGGUCCUGAAACCAGGCGGGGUCCUGAUAGUCAACACGUCCUUCCCGCAUCAGUUUGCCAAGGGAUACUGGUUCUAUCCUUUGGCGCCUCGCGUUGUUGACAUCUUCGAUACCGUACUUCCAGACCCCAAGGAGAUGAUUCAGAUUCUUAAAGACGUCCAGUUCUCGGAACCCGAGAUCGUGGUACCACUGGAUACCCUGUUCUACUCGUCGAUGGAGCACUAUCUUCAUGAGGACGGACCACUGCGCCCGGAGAUGAAGAAAUCCGAUUCGUUUUGGGACAAAGUGACCCCCGAUGAGUGGAAAGGGAUAGAAGCUCGCAUAAAGGAGAUGAAAGAAAAUGGAACCCUGAAGCAGUAUAUUUUUGAAAAUGACAAGCAGAGACUUGAAGUGGGACAGCUUAGUUUGGUAUUUGCGAUGAAGUAG